This is a messenger RNA of Pocillopora verrucosa, 488 nucleotides long. Lineage: Eukaryota; Metazoa; Cnidaria; Anthozoa; Scleractinia; Pocilloporidae. The record is from RefSeq and is a predicted model, not a curated record.
UCCGACGAAAGACCAGGAUCAAUGGACCUUGGAAAGAUGAUCACAAUCUUCAUAAAGCUUUACAAUUAAGUUUACAAGAGUGUUCUCUUAACCAAAGGUCAAUGUCGAUUGUGAAACAGGAUCAUUUCAAUCAGGAUGGCAGUACCAUUACUGAAAUAGAAAUGUUUGGGGCCUGUAAAAGAAGCAGAAGCAUUGUCAGGCAAAGUGAAGGUGAUUUGGUAUUGAAAUCAACUUCAUCUGUUUCUCAACAGGUUGAUAGCACCCCAGUUCAGUCACCAGAUGCUAAAAGACAUAAGGGAAAAAGAAAAGUGGAGGAGUUUGGCUUUAUACACAGAGCAAUAUGUUUUGAAAGCAAAGAGGGCACUGUAGCAACAGAAUGUAAAGUAGACUUCAUGGAGGUAGUUGACAAUAACGAUGAAAGUAUCAUCACCAGUAGCCAUGAAAGCGAAAUCAACAGUAGUGAUGAAAGUGAAAUCGAAGAUCAGUAG